This is a messenger RNA of Beta vulgaris subsp. vulgaris (sugar beet), 549 nucleotides long. Its product is annotated as defensin-like protein AX1. The transcript has 2 exons. Gene Ontology annotation, biological process: defense response. The record is from RefSeq and is a predicted model, not a curated record. The coding region runs from base 106 to 381 and encodes 91 amino acids. Lineage: Eukaryota; Viridiplantae; Streptophyta; Magnoliopsida; Caryophyllales; Amaranthaceae.
GCUUGAAGCCUUGAACCAUCUUUUUCACCUAUAUAUACAUCUAUAGAAGUGUAAUAAUACACGUACUAAAUUUCAAAAACUUAUUAAUCAAGACCAAGAAGAAAAAUGGAGAAGAAAUUUUUUGGGCUUUUGCUUUUGCUUCUCUUCUUAUUCGCUUCUGAGAUGAACAUGGUGGUUGAGGUCGAUGGUGCCACAUGCGCAAAACCAAGUAAGUUCUUCAAAGGUGGCUGCUUUUCUGUCAUUUCUGAUUCGGCUUGUAAGAAAGCUUGUAACCAAGAGAAUUGGCCUAUUGGAAUCUGUGUGCCCGUUUUUAGAUGUGAAUGUCGAAGGUCUUGUCAAGCUAUGUUUUCUCCUGAGUCCUCAUCUAUUAAGUAUGAGUAAUUUUAUUAGAUAUUUGUACCCAAAAAAAAGUAAUUUAUAAUCUUAUGAGUGGAAUAAAUGGUUAUCAGUGUGAAGUAUAAGUCUCUAUUAAGUUGUAUUGUACUUUCUAGUUGGUUGUAAAAGAAUGAUUUCCAUAUAAUCUCAUCUCAGUAGUUCUUUUUUUGUGAA